Nannizzia gypsea CBS 118893 is the source of this 1086-nucleotide messenger RNA. RefSeq lists its product as hypothetical. Gene Ontology annotation, cellular component: cytoplasm; ribonucleoprotein complex; nucleus. The record is from RefSeq and is a predicted model, not a curated record. The transcript has 5 exons. Lineage: Eukaryota; Fungi; Ascomycota; Eurotiomycetes; Onygenales; Arthrodermataceae. The coding region runs from base 1 to 1086 and encodes 361 amino acids. Gene Ontology annotation, molecular function: mRNA binding.
AUGUCGUCUGCUGUCAACGAACUUGCCGAUAACCUGGCCUCCGUCUCCAUCGGCGAGGCCAACGGUGCUGCCCCGGCCGCUGCCGCUGCCAACCCAGACCCGUCCGCCAUCAGCGCAGACGAGGGCCGCCGUUUGUACAUUGGGAACCUCGCCUAUGCGACCACCGAGGGGGAACUCAAGGACUUCUUCCAGGGCUUCAGUGUGGAGAGCACCUCUAUCCCUGUGAAUCCUCGCACUGAUCGCCCUGUUGGUUAUGCCUUUGUUGACCUUGCCACCGCUCAAGAAGCACAGGAUGCCAUCGCUGCCCUGACUGGCAAGGAAAUCCUCGAGCGUAAGGUCUCUGUCCAGCUUGCUCGCAAACCGGAUGAACAGAAGCAGCAGAAGGAGCAGAAGGAGCAGAAGGACAAGGAGGCUGGUGCCAGUGGUACUGAGGGCACCAGCGGCACAGAGGGACGCAAGAGGACCUCCAACCGUGGCCGCGGACGUGGCCGUGGUCGUGGCCGUGGCGGCCGUCUUGGUCGUGGCGGACGUAAGACUGAAGAAGGCACCGCUGAAGGCGAGUCCGCUGAGCCGGCUGGCCUGACCGAAGUCACCAACGCAGAGGGAGAGGCCCAGGAACCCAAGGGCCGCCGUCCCCGUGUCCGCCGUGGGCCUCCAGAGGAUGGCAUUCCUUCCAAGACCAAGGUCAUGGUUGCCAAUCUUCCAUACGAUCUUACUGAGGAAGGCUUGAAAGAGCUCUUCGCUGCCUACGAGCCAGUUUCCUCCAAGAUCGCCCUCCGCCCCAUCCCCCACUUCAUGGUCAAGAAGCUCCAGGCCCGCGGUGGAAGCCCGCAAGGGCCAAGAAAGGCCGUCCAGGAGAUGCACGGUAAGGACGUCAAUGGUCGUGAGAUCGCUGUCAAGGUCGCCAUCGACAGCCCCGGAAAGGAAGACGACGCUCUAGAGGGCCAGGCUGAAGCAUCAGCCGAAGCUCCUGCUGCUGAGUCGUCCGAGGCUGCCGCUGCCCCCGACUACCGCUUAAACCAACUCCCAAAAAAGAUGCACACACGCAUACAUACGCAAACACCAAAACUCUCUCUCCGAGCAUAA